CCCAAAUUCUCGCGAUAUAUAGCCCAGAUAUAUUAGGCGGGAUGGGGGCUCUUCGUCCACUUGGAGGGGCGUUGGGUUUCUUUGAGGGUAUCUUGGUGAGGGCUGUCUGGAACAUUUAGGGUCUGACCUCUACUCCACGAGGAGGAACUUGAAAACAUGUCGGACGCGGUGGUUAGCUUCAUUAAGGACUUUUUGGCUGGUGGCAUUGCUGCUGCCAUUUCCAAGACAGCUGUUGCUCCAAUUGAGAGAGUAAAGUUGUUGCUCCAGGUCCAACAUGCCAGCCAACAAAUCACAAAGGAAAUGCAGUACAAAGGGAUCAUGGACUGCGUCAGGAGGAUUCCCAAAGAGCAAGGCUUUAUCUCCUUCUGGAGAGGCAACCUGGCCAAUGUGAUUCGUUACUUCCCCACCCAAGCCCUCAACUUCGCUUUCAAGGACAAGUACAAGAAGAUCUUCCUUGGAGGAGUGGACCAGAAGACGCAGUUCUGGCGUUGGUUCGCCGGUAACCUGGCAUCCGGUGGUGCGGCCGGUGCCACUUCUCUUUGCUUCGUUUACCCACUUGACUUCGCCAGAACCAGGCUCGCGGCCGACAUCGGAAAAAGCGGAGCUGAGAGAGAGUUCAGCGGUCUUGGCAGCUGUCUCAGCAAAAUCUACAAAGCCGACGGUAUCAAGGGCCUGUACCAGGGAUUCAACGUGUCUGUCCAGGGCAUCAUCAUCUACAGAGCUGCUUACUUUGGAGUCUAUGAUACAGCCAAGGGUAUGCUGCCCGACCCCAAGAACACGCACAUCUUCGUCAGCUGGAUGAUUGCGCAGAGCGUCACCGCAGCCGCGGGUAUUAUUUCAUACCCCUUUGACACCGUCAGACGUCGUAUGAUGAUGCAGUCAGGACGCAAAUCAGCGGACAUCAUGUACACUGGCACAAUCGACUGCUGGAAGAAGAUCGCCAAGAACGAGGGAGGCAAAGCCUUCUUCAAGGGGGCCUGGUCCAACGUGAUCCGAGGCAUGGGUGGCGCCUUCGUCUUGGUGCUCUACGACGAGAUCAAGAAGUACACAUAAACAUUCACAACUCCAUAGGAAACCCUUCACCACAUGUCUUAAUUGGAUCAUAUAAUGAUAACAGCUUGGGUGAAUUAUCGGGGUAGAUGUGUAUUCUAUUGAGCCAGCCCAGGAGUUGGUUGCUAGUUAUCUUUCUCGCCAGUGUAUUUGGUCAUGUGAGUAACGCACCGACUCUGAAACCUGUAUAUAUCUUAACCAAGAUGUACAGAAAAACGCACAUCCAGGCCUGCCAGUUGACUGUCAAACUGGUCCAGAAAAGGGAUUUUUCCAUUUAAUUACAUGCCUACUGCAAACAAAGAUUCAUCCACUCUCCUCAGUUCUUUCUUUCUCUCAUUGUAAGCCAAAUGAAUGUACUCUUCACAGCAGCUGCUGUCUUCCAAGGGCCUUAUGUUCAUGUGUUGUGUCAUAUCUCAUGUCCCACAAUAAACAUUAUUUUAAUAAGAAUAAAGAUGAAAAUACCUACUAA
Molecule: messenger RNA, 1519 nt
Organism: Salmo salar (Atlantic salmon)
Lineage: Eukaryota; Metazoa; Chordata; Actinopteri; Salmoniformes; Salmonidae
Gene: slc25a4
Product: solute carrier family 25 member 4
Biological process (GO): mitochondrial ADP transmembrane transport; negative regulation of mitochondrial outer membrane permeabilization involved in apoptotic signaling pathway; mitochondrial ATP transmembrane transport
Cellular component (GO): mitochondrial inner membrane
Molecular function (GO): ATP:ADP antiporter activity
Source: RefSeq, a predicted model, not a curated record